Messenger RNA from Acanthosepion pharaonis, 465 nucleotides. NCBI's taxonomy places the organism in Eukaryota, Metazoa, Mollusca, Cephalopoda, Sepiida, Sepiidae. The record is from the annotation of a GenBank genome assembly.
AUGUUUUCUUUCACCAUCUCCCUCACUGCUAACAGGGAUAAUAACAUAAAUAUUUACUUGCUUGUCAGUUCUUCUUUUAUAUCGUAUCUCUUCAAAAUCUAUCUAUCUAUCUAUCUAUCUAUCUAUCUAUCUAUCUAUCUAUCUAUCUAUCUAUCUAUUCACACACACAUAUAUACACACACAUACAUACACACAUACGCAUGCAGCGCAAUGAAAAAUGAACAUAAAAAUUACUUGAUUGUCAUUUCUUCUUUUAUCUCGUAUCUCUUCAAAAUCUAUCUAUCUAUCUAUCUAUCUAUCUAUCUAUCUAUCUAUCUAUCUAUCUAUUCAUUCACACACAUAUAUAGCCAUUUUUCCCACUUCAUUACUUCCCAGUAUUUCUUUUUCAUCCUCCGCCCAUAUAUGCAUAACACUUCCUCUCCUUAUUUAUGUUCUCUCUUUCUCUCCUGUCUUUCACUUCCAUAA